AAGAAAGAUAACAGAAACAGAGAGAGAGGCAAAUAGAAUGUCCUCCUUUAUCUCUACCACUAUUUAUGGACACUUCAACUUCUAACAGUCAACAAAGAGAUUCAUAACGUAUGCUCUAACUUGGAUAUAAUUAAACAGAAAAUUACAAAAAGUUUGCCUUUUUGCCAGCUACUACUAUUUACAGCAGUUAGCUUAAAGGGUUAUCUCUCUUGCAGUCAAGUUUACUCAUUAAUUUAACAAAAGGAUCAGAUUUUAUAUUUCGUGCAACCCCUUUUGAUAAGUUCCAAGCUUUUGUAAGAUUUUCACAAAGGAAAAGGUCUUGUUUGCUUUGUGGGUUAGGUGGAUAAAUACUCUUUUCUUGAAAUUCAAAACUAUUUUUUUUAAGAGAUAGAGGAAAUGGGUUCUUUUGGAAUGCUGGCUAGAAGAGCUGUUCUUACUGAAACACCAGUUAUGGUUCAGAUACAAGAACUGAUCAGAGGUGUUAAAGAUUGUAUUUCUCUAGCUCAGGGUGUAGUGUACUGGCAACCACCUAAGCAAGCACUUGAAAAGGUGAAAGAAGUUAUCUGGGAACCUUCAGUCAGUCGCUAUGGUGCCGAUGAGGGCCUUCCUGAGCUUAGGGAGGCGUUGAUGCAAAAGUUGGGUCGUGAAAAUAACCUGCAUAAAUCCUCAGUGAUGGUUACUGCUGGUGCGAAUCAGGCUUUCGUAAAUGUUGCUCUCACACUGUGUGACGCUGGCGAUUCAGUCGUUAUGUUUGCACCCUACUAUUUCAAUUCAUACAUGUCAUUCCAGAUGACAGGUGUUACCAAUAUUCUGGUGGGUCCUGGUGAUGCAAAGACACUCCAUCCUGAUGCAGACUGGUUGGAGAGUACUCUAAAGAAUACUGUACCAACUCCAAAGCUUGUCAGUGUUGUUAAUCCCGGCAAUCCAUCAGGAACAUAUAUCCCUGAAUCCCUUCUUAAGAGGAUAUCUGAUAUUUGUAAGGAAGCGGGAUGUUGGCUCGUAAUUGAUAACACAUAUGAGUAUUUCAUGUAUGAUGAUCGGAAACAUGUUUGCAUAGAAGCAAACCACAUCGUCAACAUCUUUUCCUUCUCUAAAGCGUAUGGGAUGAUGGGAUGGAGAGUUGGAUAUAUAGCAUACCCAUCAGAAGUGGAAGGGCUCGCAGCUCAACUCCUUAAAGUUCAGGACAACAUACCGAUUUGUGCUUCUAUAAUCUCACAACGACUGGCUCUUUACUCAAUGGAAAUGGGACCAGAAUGGGUAACUGAUCAAGUAAAAGACCUUGUCAAGAACAGAGAGGUGCUUCUUGAAGCUUUAUCUCCUUUGGGAGAGGGAGCUGUUAAAGGUGGAGAAGGUGCCAUUUACCUGUGGGCAAAGCUGCCAGAGAAAUACAUGGACGACUUCAAAGUAGUUCACUGGCUAGCUAAGAAACAUAAAAUAGUCCUGAUCCCUGGAAGUUCCAGCGGUUGUCCAGGUCAUGUUAGGAUUUCCUUCGGAGGAUUGAUCGAAAAGGACUGUCGAGUAGCUGCAGAAAGGCUCAGAAAAGGUUUGGAAGAACUGGUAAAUAGUGGAAUGGUUUCAUCAGAGUAAAAUUUAGCAUCAGCCGGUUCUCCUUGACGCCAGUCAUUCAACAAUACAGUGAAAGACACUUUCUAUCCUUAAUAAUUGAAGGGUUUUAAGUUUUGCAACUUGAUCAUUGGAAAUGCAAGCCAAAACUUGCCAUUCUGUAUAGUUUUAAAUGAAGUAUUCACAGAUACCUAAUUUUCUUAAAUGCAUGAUGGAAGUGUGUCAUUUAUAUCUGA
Molecule: messenger RNA, 1799 nt
Organism: Lycium barbarum (goji berry)
Lineage: Eukaryota; Viridiplantae; Streptophyta; Magnoliopsida; Solanales; Solanaceae
Product: aromatic aminotransferase ISS1
Exons: 9
Coding region: 397-1587 (396 amino acids)
Biological process (GO): biosynthetic process
Molecular function (GO): catalytic activity; pyridoxal phosphate binding
Source: RefSeq, a predicted model, not a curated record